This is a messenger RNA of Eupeodes corollae, 7950 nucleotides long. RefSeq names its product acetyl-CoA carboxylase (gene ACC). Gene Ontology annotation, molecular function: metal ion binding; acetyl-CoA carboxylase activity; ATP binding. Gene Ontology annotation, biological process: fatty acid biosynthetic process. The record is from RefSeq and is a predicted model, not a curated record. The transcript is spliced from 24 exons. The coding region runs from base 395 to 7501 and encodes 2368 amino acids. Lineage: Eukaryota; Metazoa; Arthropoda; Insecta; Diptera; Syrphidae.
UGCCCCGUAAUUACUUUGUUUGUGCAAAUUUAAAUAAAACAUAAAAACUAGAGGUUAUUGAUUACCGUACCGGUCCAUAAAAACACGAGUAUCACUUGUAUCGUGUAAUUCUGGCGUUAUAUUAUUUAUUGUUAAAUUAGUCGUACAUCGUAGUUGAAAUAAGAGAAAACGAAUCAGUUCUCGCGAAAGCUGUGUAUUGUUCCAAUUGUUUUUUUUUCUGCUUAGUUGCAAAUAACUUCAAGAAGGCAUCAAUUGAUUAAGCAACUCUUGUUUUUUAAUUGUUUUGUUCAUUCGAUUAAUUGUGUACUAUGGAAACAAUAAUGACUCCGUGCACGACGUAUUGGAACAGUAGAUUGGCACCGCUUUCAUAAGUUAACUAACAACAAUCAAAUCAAUGUAUUUUACGUGUAUCCUUAUGUUUUUAAUCGCAACAUUAUUGGGAAAACUUUUCAAACACUUCUUUUUAUCCAACGCAGAAGAACCGCCAAAACCGAAUAACCUUAUAAAAAGGGUUCAAUUUUCUAAUGAAAAUUUAAUUAUACAAAACGGAGUCUGUAACAAUACAAAUAGUUUACUUAAAAGCGUCCCAAUGAGUACUUCAGAGAGGCCUAGUUUUUUGGUAGGAGAUGAAAUCGACGCCAGCAUACAGGAAGCGACUGAAGCAGUUGAUGAAUUUCCCCAAGGAAAUAAUCCAAUAAGGGCCAAUGGAGAUGUAGUAGAUAAGCGCAAGCGUUUAAGACCUAGUAUGUCUCGUGGAACAGGUUUGGGAGUCGAACGUCAUCAAGAACGAGAUUUCCUCAUUGCUACUACUGAAGAGUUCGUCAAGAGGUUCGGCGGUACGAGAGUUAUAAAUAAAAUUCUAAUCGCUAACAAUGGAAUUGCUGCCGUCAAGUGUAUGCGUUCCAUACGCAGAUGGUCGUACGAGAUGUUUAAAAACGAACGAGCUGUUCGUUUUGUCGUUAUGGUAACACCAGAAGAUCUUAAAGCCAACGCUGAGUAUAUAAAAAUGGCCGAUCACUAUGUGCCAGUGCCUGGUGGAUCAAAUAACAACAACUAUGCAAAUGUAGAGUUGAUUGUAGACAUUGCACUGAGAACCCAAGUUCAGGCUGUUUGGGCUGGUUGGGGUCAUGCUUCAGAGAACCCAAAACUUCCAGAAUUACUUCAUAAAGAAGGUCUGGUGUUUCUUGGACCGCCUGAGAGAGCUAUGUGGGCACUUGGUGAUAAGGUUGCGUCAUCGAUUGUUGCACAAACAGCAGAAAUUCCAACACUUCCCUGGUCCGGUUCUGAGCUCAAAGCUCAAUACACAGGAAAGAAAAUCAAAAUCUCUUCCGAUUUAUUCAACCGUGGGUGUGUAAGCAACGUUGAUCAGGGCUUAGCUGCCGUUGCAAAAAUUGGUUUUCCUGUCAUGAUUAAGGCUUCUGAAGGUGGCGGGGGUAAGGGUAUUCGAAGAGUUGACACUGCUGAAGAAUUUCCCGCUUUAUUCCGCCAAGUUCAAGCUGAAGUGCCUGGCUCGCCUAUAUUUGUAAUGAAGUUGGCACGUGGGGCUAGGCAUUUAGAAGUUCAAUUGUUAGCCGAUCAAUAUGGCAAUGCUAUAAGUUUAUUCGGACGUGACUGUUCUAUACAGCGUCGUCACCAAAAGAUUAUCGAGGAAGCUCCUGCUAUAGUUGCCUAUCCAGAAGUAUUUGAGGAUAUGGAAAAGGCUGCUGUACGGUUAGCAAAAAUGGUGGGUUAUGUAAGUGCAGGAACUGUUGAAUAUCUUUACGAUACAUCGGGUAAAUACUAUUUCCUCGAAUUGAAUCCAAGACUUCAAGUAGAGCAUCCUUGUACUGAAAUGGUUGCAGACGUUAACCUACCAGCUUGUCAGUUGCAAAUCGGUAUGGGUGUUCCAUUAUAUCGCUUGAAAGACAUUCGUUUGCUCUAUGGAGAGUCUCCUUGGGGAACUUCUAUAAUAGACUUUGAAAACCCAGCUAACAAACCAGUUCCCUUAGGACACGUCAUUGCGGCCCGUAUUACAUCCGAAAAUCCAGAUGAAGGCUUUAAGCCCAGUUCAGGAACUGUACAGGAACUCAAUUUCCGUUCCAGUAAAAAUGUUUGGGGCUACUUCAGUGUAGCCGCUUCAGGUGGUUUGCAUGAAUUCGCAGACUCACAGUUUGGACAUUGUUUUUCGUGGGGAGAAAACCGUCAGCAGGCUAGAGAAAAUUUAGUCAUCGCUCUCAAGGAAUUAUCCAUUCGUGGAGAUUUCCGAACAACUGUAGAAUAUCUGAUCACAUUACUGGAAACGAACAGCUUCUUAGACAAUAGCAUCGAUACUGCUUGGCUAGAUGCUUUGAUUGCAGAACGGGUUCAAUCUGAGAAGCCCAACAUUCUUUUGGGUGUGAUUUGUGGGGCUCUCCAUAUCGCCGAUCGACAAAUAUCUGAAGCUUUCUCUAGUUUCCAAACAUCUUUGGAGAAGGGACAAAUUCAAGCUGCUAAUACGCUAACAAAUGUAAUUGAUGUUGAACUCAUUAACGAUGGUAAUCGCUACAAAGUUCAAACAGCAAAAAGUGGACAAAACACAUACUUUCUCUUGAUGAAUAACUCAUUUAAAGAAGUUGAAGUGCACAAGCUUUCCGAUGGUGGUAUGCUAUUGUCAUUCGAAGGGUCAUCAUACACGACUUAUAUGAAAGAGGAAGUGGACCGUUAUCGAAUUGUGAUUGGAAAUCAAACGUGUGUUUUUGAGAAGGAAAACGAUCCUUCACUUCUUCGAAGCCCAUCUGCUGGAAAACUAAUAAAUUUACUUGUAGAGGAUGGAGCUCAUGUAAAUAAGGGACAGGCAUUUGCAGAAAUUGAAGUAAUGAAAAUGGUUAUGACGUUGACAUCUUUAGAAGCGGGUACCGUAACAUUUAUCCGUCGUCCAGGAGCAGUUCUCGAUGCAGGCACACUCCUUGGUCAUUUGGAGCUGGAUGACCCGUCGCUGGUCACAAAAGCUCAGCCAUUUAAGAGUGGAUUUCCAGUGGCGGAAAACUCUUCGAUACCAGAAAAACUCAACCGAGUUCACAACAGUUACAAAGUCAUAUUGGAGAACACUCUUGCAGGAUACUGCCUCCCGGAUCCUUACAAUGCUCCUCGCCUUCGUGAAGUUAUCGAGAAGUUUAUGCAGAGUCUUCGUGAUCCAUCUUUGCCUCUCCUUGAACUGCAAGAAGUCAUAGCAUCUGUUUCAGGGCGUAUUCCAAUAUCAGUUGAGAAGAAAAUUCGAAAACUGAUGACUUUGUACGAACGCAAUAUAACAAGUGUGCUAGCCCAGUUCCCAUCGCAACAAAUCGCGAGUGUAAUCGACUGUCAUGCGGCUACAUUGCAAAAACGUGCCGAUCGAGAUGUAUUCUUCCUCACCACUCAGGGAAUCGUUCAACUAGUUCAACGAUACCGCAACGGAAUUCGUGGUCGUAUGAAAGCAGCAGUCCAUGAACUUCUCAGACAAUACUACGAGGUGGAGUCACAAUUUCAACACGGUCACUAUGACAAAUGUGUCGGUUUGAUAAGAGAAAGACACAAAGACGAUAUGUUGACGGUUGUUAACACGAUAUUCUCGCACAGCCAGGUGUCGAAGAAAAAUCUCCUCGUAACUCUAUUAAUAGAUCAUCUGUGGGCCAAUGAACCUGGUCUUACCGAUGAAUUGGCAACUACUUUAAGUGAACUUACUUCUCUACAUCGUGCGGAACAUUCGCGUGUAGCCUUGCGUUCGAGACAAGUACUGAUAGCUGCUCACCAGCCCGCUUAUGAACUGCGUCACAAUCAAAUGGAGUCGAUAUUUUUGUCUGCAGUUGAUAUGUAUGGCCAUGAUUUCCAUCCGGAAAAUCUACAACGGUUGAUUUUGUCAGAAACAUCAAUUUUUGAUAUUCUGCACGAUUUCUUCUACCAUACAAAUCGUGCUGUUUGCAAUGCUGCCUUGGAAGUUUAUGUCCGAAGAGCUUACAUAUCGUAUGAUCUAACAUGUUUGCAGCACUUGGAGUUGUCGGGCGAAGUACCGUUGGUGCAUUUCCAGUUUGUGCUACCGACUGCGCAUCCGAAUAGACUCCAAUCUCAUCUAUCGCUGGAUGGAAUGGAGGCGGCCUUGUCUCCAGGUGCAACAUUUAUGCGAACAGGAUGCAUGGCUGCAUUUGAUUCGUUCGAACAUUUUGAACAAUAUUCAGAUGAAAUCUUCGAUCUUCUUGAAGAUCUGUCGUCUCCAGCUUAUGCUAGUGCUAAGGUACUUGAAGCUGUUGAUGCAGCAGAUUCUGCCUCUGACGGCAGACUCAGUACUUCCAUCAAUGUUUCGUUGUCUGAUCCAGUUUCAAGAGCUAAUGCCGCAGAUGAAGCCACAUCUACAGAACCUAUCCAUAUUUUGAGUGUAGCUGUUCGUGAAAUUGGUGAUAUGGACGAUGUUCAGAUGGCGUCAGCUUUUGGAACGUUCUGUAAACUACAUCGGGAAGAACUGUUUCAAAGACGUGUACGCAGGAUAACAUUUGCUUGCUUGAAAAAACGCCAGUUCCCCAAGUUCUUUACUUAUCGGUCAAGAGACAAUUUCGAAGAGGAUCGUAUCUACCGACAUUUAGAACCAGCUUGUGCCUUCCAAUUGGAACUCAAUAGAAUGAGAACAUACGACCUAGAAGCCUUACCCACAUCGAAUCAAAAAAUGCAUUUGUACUUGGGCAGAGCGAAAGUUUCCAAAGGUCAAGAAGUUAGCGACUAUCGGUUUUUCAUUCGUUCCAUCAUUCGUCAUUCCGAUCUCAUAACUAAGGAAGCUUCAUUUGAAUACUUACAAAAUGAAGGAGAACGAGUGUUGCUUGAAGCAAUGGACGAACUCGAAGUAGCCUUCUCCCACCCCCAUGCAAAACGCACAGACUGCAACCAUAUUUUCUUAAAUUUUGUACCCACUGUUAUAAUGGACCCUGCGAAAAUUGAAGAGUCUGUAACGAAGAUGAUCAUGCGUUAUGGUCCCCGAUUAUGGAAAUUGAGAGUACUUCAAGCUGAACUGAAAAUGGUCAUCCGUCAAACUCCCCAAUCGGCUACGCAAGCUGUACGACUUUGUAUUGCCAACGAUUCUGGCUACUUCUUGGAUAUAUCAAUGUACACGGAAGUAACAGAUCCCGAAACUGGAAUUAUAAAAUUCCAAGCAUACGGCGAAAAACAAGGUUCACUAAACGGGCAUCCCAUUUCAACGCCAUACAUGACGAAAGAUUUUUUGCAACAAAAACGUUUCCAGGCCCAGUCAAAUGGUACAACGUAUGCAUAUGACAUUCCUGACAUGUUCCGUCAAAUGACCGAGAAGCAAUGGAAAGACUUUUCAAAGGCACGACCAACUGUUGAAAUUAGAAUUCCCGAAAAGAUUUUGCUUGAGUGUGUAGAACUUGUAUUGGAUGGAGAUAAUCUUGUUGAAAUGAAGCGCCUUCCUGGAGAGAAUAAUUGUGGUAUGGUGGCCUGGAGAAUAAUUUUAGCGACACCAGAAUAUCCAAGCGGAAGAGAAAUCAUUGUGAUUGCUAACGACCUGACAUUCUUCAUUGGAUCCUUUGGAAUUCAGGAGGAUAUUUUAUUCCACAAAGCAUCUCAAUUGGCACGAGAGCGAAAAGUUCCAAGAAUUUAUAUAUCAGUGAACAGUGGUGCCAGAAUCGGACUUGCUGAGGAAGUGAAAGCAAUGUUUAAGGUUGCUUGGGAAGAUCCAGAAGAACCCGAUAAAGGUUUUAAGUAUUUGUACUUGAGUACCGAAGACUACAGCAAGGUUGCUAGUCUCAAUUCGGUGCGAGCAAUUCUCAUUGAAGACGAAGGAGAGCCACGCUAUAAAAUUACCGAUAUUAUUGGCAAAGACGAUGGACUAGGUGUGGAAAAUUUGAGAUAUGCUGGUUUAAUUGCUGGUGAGACAUCGCAAGCAUACGAGGAAAUUGUUACAAUCUCAAUGGUGACGUGUAGAACUAUCGGAAUCGGUUCGUAUUUGGUGCGAUUGGGCCAACGUGUCAUCCAAAUUGAUAAUUCGCACAUUAUCCUUACCGGAUAUGCAGCUUUGAAUAAGUUAUUAGGACGCAAAGUAUAUGCGUCAAAUAAUCAACUCGGUGGUGUUCAAAUUAUGUACAACAACGGUGUAUCUCAUAAGACUGAAGCAAUUGACUUGGAUGGUGUGAAUACUAUCCUUACAUGGCUGUCAUACAUUCCUGCUUAUAUUGGCGGAGAUUUGCCCAUAGUAUUGCCUAAUGACCCAGUCAACCGCCCUAUUGGAUUCAUGCCAACGAAAUCUCCGUACGAUCCACGAUGGAUGCUUGCCGGUCGAGUUAAUCCUGCCAACAUGAACGAAUGGGAGACUGGUUUCUUCGACCGAGGUUCAUGGGCUGAAAUAAUGGAGGCUUGGGCAAAAACCGUUGUGACAGGAAGAGCUCGUCUUGGCGGUGUGCCAGUUGGUGUUAUUGCUGUUGAAACAAGAACUGUUGAAGUGGAAAUGCCAGCAGAUCCUGCCAACUUAGACUCGGAAGCUAAAACAUUGCAACAAGCCGGCCAAGUUUGGUAUCCCGAUUCAUCGUACAAAACAGCUCAAGCAAUUAAAGACUUUGGACGCGAAGAACUUCCUCUUUUGGUUUUUGCCAAUUGGAGAGGUUUCUCCGGUGGAAUGAAGGACAUGUACGAGCAGAUUGUGAAGUUCGGAGCGUAUAUUGUCGAUGGAUUGAGGGAAUAUAAACAUCCGGUUCUAAUUUACCUGCCACCUAAUGCUGAACUACGUGGAGGAGCUUGGGCCGUUUUGGAUUCUCUGAUUAAUCCAAGAUAUAUGGAAACCUACGCCGAUCCAGAAGCGAGAGCUGGGGUCUUGGAACCCGAAGGUAUUGUCGAAAUUAAGUACAAGGAAAAGGAUCUGGUAAAAACAAUUCAACGACUAGAUGCCACCGUUAUAUCGCUCAAUAAACAACUGGAGGAAGUUACGGGCGAUACGUUGAGAACGCAUGAAAUAGAAGAAAAAAUAAAGACCCGGAUAAACCAACUAAUUCAUGUGUACCACACUGUUGCGGUGCACUUUGCAGAUUUACAUGACACGCCUGAGCGAAUGUUAGAAAAGCAAUGUAUAAAUGAAAUUGUUCCAUGGCGAGAAUCCCGUGCCUGGCUAUACUGGCGGCUGCGCCGUUUAUUGUUGGAGGAUGCGAUGACGAAAAAGAUCAUUAAAGCCCAAGAUAAUUUGUCUGUUGGCCAAGCAAAGCAAAUGCUUCGAAGGUGGUUGGUUGAAGAGAAGGGAGCUACUGAGGCCUACAUUUGGGAUAGCAAUGAAGAAAUGGUUCGGUGGUAUGAUGAACAGAAGGGUCCUGAAUCCACAGUUUCGAAAAAUAUAAACGCUGUCAAACAGGACGCGAUUAUAUCGAAAAUUCAAAAACUUUUACAGGAAUGCCCUGAGGUAGCUCUUGAUGCGGUUGUUGGCCUUUGCCAAAACCUCACACCCGUCAACCGUGGCGUAGUUGUUCGCACCCUAGCACACCUUGAACUUAAGGAAAACGAAUCUAAUCCUCAAGUAUGACCGGUUUUUAAGUUUCAUGUUUAACUUCAUUCACCCAGGAAUAAAAACGAAUCAUUUUAAAUUUUCAUUAGUUAAAGAAAAUUAAACAACAAAAAAACUGUAAAUAAAACACGGCCCGCGCUUGCAAACUUCAUUUUUAUUCCUUUUUUAGGAAUCAAUUUAACAUAACACUGAUUUAGUUGAACUAAAGGAAAUUUUUGUUAUACAUUUAAGAAUGUACCUGUCGCAUGUUCAAUGAAUUAUUCAAACAAAAAAAAAUCGCUUUAUUAAGUUUGUUGCAGAUUAUAUUUAUUUUAUAAGGCGAGUAAAAACAUUGUAAAUUAUAUAAUGCAGAUUGAUAAAAUCGAUCAAACGAUUUUUUACACUGCAUAUCUUUUUGUAAUGAAUUUGUAUUAAUGCAUAUACUAUGUAAAAAUAAAAUAAAAGCAUUAGUUAUAAAGUAUUGAAAA